AAUCUUAUUAAUUUUACUCCGAUAAAAGAUAUACUAUUAUUACUACAGCAUGUUUUUCAUCCAUAUCUAAUUGAUUAUUGGUGUAUAAAUCAGGCCUUGCUUUGUUCAUAAUACGGUUUAUUCGAUUGAACUUAGUAUUUAAAAUCAGUUGCUAUUUGGAGAACAGUAUGAACAGUACAGUAAAUAUUACCAAAGCAAGCAAAUUAUCACAAUGAAUCGAACUUUUUCUUUAGCAGAAGUUUACAGCAAAGUGAGUUGUUUCAGCGUGAUGACUGUGAAGCAUGAGGAUCGUUGCAAAUUUGUAAGCGCGGCAGAUAAUUGCAAACAUAUCAUGAAUCUAUUUAGAUACUACAAGAUCAUGUAUUGCGCUCUGGAAGUCAAUGACAGAAGUUCGGAGCUGAUUAUUAUUGUCCUCUACGCUGUGAUGGUGUUCUUCUUGAUUCUGUGGACCUUGAUGCUAAUGCAGAAGUUCUUCUGUCAAGUUAUAAAGAUUCUUACCAUUAAGCUGAAUUUAAAUGAAUAUUUAGCUGGCAUCACUUUAAUUGCCAUGUGCAACUCAUCGCCGGAGCUACUGACGCAUCUGAUGCCCGUUCGAAGUCUGUCACCGGUGUAUUCGAUAACCUUGAGUAGCGGGAUAACCGUCCUUUCGUUGUCCGGCGGUAUUAUUUGCUAUCUGAGAUCGUUUCAGAUUAACAACGCGUGCGCAAUACGUGAUAUUCUCUUUCUAGUCUUGUGCAGCGAGUUGGUGCUAUACUUUAUAUUAACAGAAGGACGUACUAGGAUAUGGGAAGCUGUCGCUCUGAUAACAUUGUUUUUAACAUAUGUGAUCAUUAAUGUAAUCGAUCUGAAACUGUCACGUCUUUACAUGGAGAAAGUGAAACGAAAGAUUGCCGAAAUGAAAACCAGAGAUUUGACAAUCGGUGAUCACCAGGAGCUGAGUAACCUUGAGUUAGAAUUCUCUACCUUAGAGAUACACAAUAUGAUGGGGCUGCACAACUAUCGGCAUACCUAUUACUACGAUAAUAUGAUUCGGAAAAGCUCUUUGCGCAGGUCAACGAUUCGUCGGUCUACGCUUGGUCUUGGACGUGUCUCAAAGCCAAUUCCACAAGAGAAAGGCAUUGACUUGAACAGCACAUUCAAUAUACUCCAUAAUCCGGACAAUCCCAAGAACAUGUUCAUCUUCAGCGAAUUCCGUGAGGCGCUGUGGCCCGUCGAUAGAGAGCAAUGGCGUCUGAAAGGCUGGUGCGGACGUGGCAUACUCUUAAUACUCGCCCCUUUAUAUCUCCUCAGCGUUAUCAUAAUACCAAACCCGGACUAUACGGCCGAUAAGCAUGGCUGGAGCAAGUUGCUCAACUGCAUUCAAAUAAUAAUCAGUCCGUUUAUUUGUACGUUAAUUAUUCAUGCUCUUCAUCUAAAGGACUAUGAUGAGUACUCCAUGAAGUUUGACUUUAUCUAUGCCCUAUACUCGCUUGCGAUUACUGUACCGUUAGCAAUAGCUGUGCUCAUUCACUCUCGCACAGAUAAGCCGCCCGCUUAUCAUAUCAUCUUUGCAAUACUUGGCUUCAUCAUAACAGUUAUUAUUUUCUCCAUCUGUUUUACCGAGGUGCAGGUGCUGUUCUCAAUCAUUGGUCUGUCUUUUGACUUAUCGGAGGACUAUGUAGCGAUCAGCAUUCAUGUGCUUGCCGCAUCCCUAAGCGAUAUAAUUUUGAAUUCAUCGCUCGCUAAACAGGGCUACGAGCGAAUGGCAUUUGCUGCAACUAUAUCACAUCCCAUCUUAGAGUUGACAUUGGGCAUGGGCUUGGUCUGUUUAGUGAAUGCUCAUGCUCAGGAAGAGGGCGCAGUCAACUGGCUGAUCGGCAUACACGGUUAUAUAAUUCUCGUCUUCUAUAUGAUUGCAGUCUUUUCGUACCUGGGCUGGGGCUUGAUCUACAACUUCUUCACUCGUCGAUCGAUGGGAAUAUACUCAUUUAUCAUAUACGCUUUGUUCUGUUUCUAUAUUAUUCUAGCUGAGUUAGAAAUUAUUUACGAUAUAACAUUUAUAUCGCCAUAUAUCGAGCCAAAAUAAAAAUAAAAAUAUAUAUUAACAAGAACAGAUGUA
Messenger RNA from Drosophila mojavensis, 2098 nucleotides. RefSeq names its product mitochondrial sodium/calcium exchanger protein. The record is from RefSeq and is a predicted model, not a curated record. Lineage: Eukaryota; Metazoa; Arthropoda; Insecta; Diptera; Drosophilidae. Bases 212 to 2065 code for a protein of 617 amino acids. The transcript has 8 exons. Gene Ontology annotation, biological process: intracellular calcium ion homeostasis; transmembrane transport; monoatomic cation transport. Gene Ontology annotation, molecular function: calcium:sodium antiporter activity. Gene Ontology annotation, cellular component: membrane.